CAGCCCAUAAUAUAAGGAAAAGAGACAAAAAAUCUUCUUACCUACAAAAAAAAGUCCAAGUACUUUCUCAAUACAACCUCAAACCGUAAAAACCAGUAGCGUGCAGCCGUGGAUCCUCCGCCAGCUGGACGGCUCAGAUUUCACCAAAACCUCAAUCAGAGCCGUUUUCGUUAUUCAUCAUCAUUUCAAAAAACUCGUCUUCACCAUCCACCACUGGCAAAGUUCCUUUUCCUUUUGUCGUCUCUGCUAUAAACAGCUCAUCACCUUCACACCAUUAUUAUUAUUAUUUCCAAAAGAGAGGGGUUUUUUUAUCUCUCAUAACAUUUGGAAUUAUGGAUUCCGUGUUGCGAGUAUAAAAAACCCUUUUUCGUCAUUAAUAAUAGGAAAAAAAAAUUAAAACAAUACCGAUAUUCUUUAUUGCUAGAAAAGAUUUUGGAGUGCUGCCUUUAAUUCAACUCCGCACACAUGGAAACCCUCCGCAAAUCCUUCAAAUCCUCGCCGCCAAAGCAAGAGGAGGACCGCCUGAUUCUCCUAACUGAAAAGCCCACAUCCGCCGUCGCCACCGCGUCCAUGGCGACAUCGUCUUCCUCCUCCGCCUCCCCUUCCCCUCCCGUCGCCCCCAAAAUCAACGGUCGAGAUCUGCCCGACGCCUCCGCUGACACUGGUGCAAACAACAAAAUGUGGCGGGACUCCAGCUACGACUUCUCAAACGACGCCGUCAUGAAAGCCGCCGCCAAAUCCGGCGACUUCGAUUUCAUCUCUGAGUCUCCAGUGUCCCAGCGAUCCCAAUUAUCCCGAAUCCCCGAAAGCCCCGGCCCCAACACCAACUACGACCAGUCCACCCCGCGCGAAGUCCGCGUCUCCUUUCACGAGUCCGUCGAGCAGGCCGCAAACCGCCGGUCCAGCGCCGAACCGGAGGAGAUCCUUAACUGCAGCUCCAACAGCUCCUUCCGGAGGAAAUCCAGCCUCCUCCGUGCCAAGACCAAGUCCCGGCUGCUUGACCCGCCGGAGGACUACACCCCCAAAUCCCAGACUCAGAGAAUGAUUAAUAAAUCCCAGAACUUGGGGAAAGCCAGUGAGAUCGACGAGGAUGAUCCCUUUCUGGACGACGAUUUUCCCGACGACUACAAGAAGAUGAAGUUCAACGUGCUUUCCUUUCUACAGCUGGUGAGCUUGAUACUAAUUGUGGCCGGUUUAAUUUGCAGCUUGACCUUUAACAUCCUGAGAAGGAAGAAAAUUGUUGAACUGGAGCUAUGGAAAUGGGAAGUGAUGGUUCUAGUUCUGAUCUCGGGCAGAUUGGUCUCUGGAUGGGCUAUUAGGAUCGUGGUUUUCUCGAUCGAGAGGAAUUUCUUACUGCGAAAACGAGUUCUGUAUUUCGUUUACGGAUUGAGAAACGCCGUUCAGAAUUGUCUGUGGCUGUCUCUUGUUCUGAUCGCUUGGCAGUGCAUUUUCGACAAGAAGGUCGAAAAGGUCACAAACGGGCGGAUUCUACCUUACGUGACCAAAAUCUGGGUGUGCCUUUUGGUGGGAACCUUUAUCUGGCUUCUGAAAACAUUGCUAGUUAAGGUCUUGGCAUCGUCCUUCCACGUCAGCACAUUUUUCGACCGUAUUCAAGAGUCAUUGUUCAAUCAAUAUGUAAUCGAGACCCUCUCAGGCCCGGCAUUAAUCGAAAUACAGCACGAACAGGAAGAAGAAGAGAGAGUCAUGAUUGAAGUCAAUAAGCUUCAGAGUGCGGGGGCCACAAUCCCGCCUGAUCUGAAGGCAAACAUGUUCCCAAAGAGCGGCAAAAUAAUAGGCACACCGAGAAAGACGCCGACGUCAGCUGGCGGGAAAAGUCCCGUUUUCUCGAAGGUAAUGUCGAGACGGGAAGAGCAGCAGAAUGGGUUUACUAUAGACCACUUGCAUAGGCUGAAUCAGAAGAAUAUAUCGGCUUGGAAUAUGAAGAGGCUGAUGAAUAUAGUGAGGAAUGGGGUGCUAUCUACCCUGGAUGAGAAGAUACAGGGCUCAACAGAGGAGGAUGAGGCUAUGGUGCAUAUCACGAGUGAAAAACAGGCGAAAGCUGCUGCCAAGAAGAUAUUUACUAAUGUGGCUAAGCCGGGAGCUAAAUACAUUUAUGAGGAUGAUUUAUUGCGUUUCAUGCGGGAGGAUGAGGUUAUAAAGACUAUGCGUCUAUUUGAAGAUGGAAGUGAGCAAAAGAGAAUCAGCAGGAAAGCUCUUAAAAACUGGGUGGUCAAUGUAUUCAGAGAAAGACGGGCACUUGCUCUGUCCCUAAACGACACUAAAACUGCCGUAAACAAGCUGCAUCAAAUGCUGAAUGUGCUGGUUGGAAUCCUCAUUAUUGUCAUCUGGCUUCUCAUACUCAAAGUCGCCACCACACACUUCUUUAUUUUCUUGAGCUCGCAGCUCCUUUUAGUAGUGUUCAUGUUUGGAAACACGUGUAAGACAACAUUCGAGGCCAUCAUCUUUCUGUUUGUGAUGCACCCUUUCGAUGUGGGUGACCGUGUUGAAGUUGAUGGAGUUCAAAUGGUCGUUGAAGAGAUGAAUAUAUUGGCCACAGUUUUCCUGAAGUUUGAUAACCACAAGAUAUAUUACCCAAACAGUGUCCUAUCCACAAAGCCAAUCCAUAACUAUUACCGAAGCCCGGAAAUGGGAGACGCCAUCGAUUUCUGUAUUCACAUUUCAACUCCCGUCGAGAAGAUUGCACUUAUGAAGGAAAGAAUCACGAGGUAUGUGGAGAAGAGGAGUGACCACUGGCAGCCAGAGCCGAUGAUUGUUAUGAGAGAUGUUGAGGACAUGAACCGAAUCAAGUUCUCAGUUUGGCUAACUCACAGGAUGAAUCAUCAGGACAUGGGUGAGAGGUGGGUCCGGCGGGCCCUACUUGUGGAGGAUAUGGUCAACACCUUCAGAGAACUCGACAUUCAGUACCGAUUAUUGCCUCUUGACGUGAAUGUUCGCAACAUGCCGCCUAUAAGUUCGUCUAGAUUACCGUCUAACUGGACUGCUACUGCUCAUUGAACUUAUACCAUUACUAUUACUACAUUUUAAGUGGCCAUGCAUAGUGCAGGUCUUGGUAACUUGGACUGAGGCUGUUGACUAGACUAGUGUUGCAUUUUAUGCGUAUUAACCGAGUAAUGUCAUCUGAGUCGAUGCAUUUUCGGAGCUUCUAAACAGGAGGUUAAGUAUUUACUAUUAAUAGAAUGUAUAAGUUUUGAUAAAGAAAUCUAUUAAUUACUAAAAAAAGAGUAUUAGUAGCCGUAAUCUUUCGACUUUUAUCUCUUUUUUGUUUUCA
Striga asiatica is the source of this 3289-nucleotide messenger RNA. The record is from the annotation of a GenBank genome assembly. NCBI's taxonomy places the organism in Eukaryota, Viridiplantae, Streptophyta, Magnoliopsida, Lamiales, Orobanchaceae.